This is a messenger RNA of Pocillopora damicornis (cauliflower coral), 1640 nucleotides long. Its product is annotated as BTB/POZ domain-containing protein 6. Gene Ontology annotation, biological process: neurogenesis. Gene Ontology annotation, molecular function: protein binding. Gene Ontology annotation, cellular component: cytosol. The record is from RefSeq and is a predicted model, not a curated record. Lineage: Eukaryota; Metazoa; Cnidaria; Anthozoa; Scleractinia; Pocilloporidae.
CGAAGCACCACAGUUUCUUUCGAAUUCAUCACAUUAAAUGGAAGCAUCUCGAUCGAUUAGAUGCAUGCAAACAUACAUAACAGCACGAGCAAAGACCUGAAGAGCCUGGAAACAAAGAAUCUUUUCUGCGUGAUUGGAGGUGAAAAAGUGUCACGACAACUUACCUGUCUUAAAAUUGAUUCCCUGUCAAAGAAAAGUGCAUUGUAUCGAAUAAGAUUUGUGAAGAGAACUGAAGGCAGAACAUAGCAAUGACUGGUGAAGAUAAUUGGCAGACGAAACUCCUAACUAUUGUCGAGAGAACAACGCUUAUGUUCAAUAAUGAAUUGUUGAGCGAUGUAAAAUUUGUUGUUCCACUAUCGAAUGGCGAAGGUGAAAGAAAGAUGGUGAUUCCAGCUCACAAGUUUGUGCUUGCAAUCAGUAGCCCUUUGUUCUUUACUAUGUUCUAUGGUCAAAUGGCAGAGACUAAAGACUCUGUUGAACUGCCUGACUGUAAUUACGAGAGUCUGUUGGAGUUGUUUCGUUUCUUGUACACCGACAGAGUGAAUUUAACCGGAAGUAAUGUGAUGCAGGUGUUUUGCUUAGCGAACAAAUAUAUGGUGUCCUCGCUCGCACAGAAAUGUGCAGAAUAUCUGCGAGAAAACCUGAAAGCAUCCAACGUCUUUUGCAUCCUUCCAUACGCUCGGAAAUUGAAAGAUAAACAUUUAGCAGAUCGAUGCUGGAACGUGAUCGAGAUGCAUACAGAAGAGGCUGUGACGUCAGACGAAUUUGUUACAGUUGAGCGAUCUGUGCUUAAAUCUGUUGUGAAGAGGAGAACGUUAAAGGUAAAGGAAGUGGAACUGUUCAAAGCUGCUGAUCUUUGGGCUACAAAAGAAUGUGAAAGGCAAGGAGUAAUUCCUGUUGGAGAAAUGAAGCGACAAAUUCUUGGAGAAGAUAUUGUAAAGGCAAUAAGGUUUCCACUGAUUUCACAGAAGGAGUUCGUGUCAGCUGUGAUUGAUUCUCAAAUUCUUACUCUUGAUGAGGUUGGAACCAUGAUGAAACACUACUGUGGCGUCCUAAAGUCGCCUUUGCCAUUUAAGAAAACCAGAAGGGGUAAACUCUUUCAUCUGCGAAGUAACCGAUUUCAGAAGUUUAGUAGUGGCUGUUACUAUAGUAAAGCCGAUAGUAUCAAGUUCACUGUCAGCAAACCAAUCAUGUUACGUGGAGUUCAAUAUUUUGGCUCAAAACAUGGCAAGCACACUGUUUUUACAGAAGUUAAAGAUACCGUCCAAAACUCUUGUCUUGGAAAAGAAUCAGGAACUUAUCACUCAAAAAAGGACGCUUGGAACAACUAUCAUGGCUUCGAUGUAUUAUUUGAGUCUGCACUGUGUUUGGAAGCAAAUAAACAAUACACGUUAGUGUCAGUUUUCAAAGGUCUCAUUUCAUGGUACGGACUUGAGGGACAAACAACAGUUGAAUCCGGAGGAGUGCAAUUCACGUUUAGUGAAUCAAAUUGUGACUUCAAUAAUACUUCAGUGACCAGGGGACAGUUUCCGGCUCUCAUUUUCAGCUAGCUUUUGUGGAUAAAAUUUUCUAACAGCUCCAUAUAGAGAGAUACCUUGCUUUAAUUUUGUUUUUCUGAAAGAAUUGAAAUUUGUUAAACA